Messenger RNA from Lethenteron reissneri (Far Eastern brook lamprey), 7700 nucleotides. RefSeq lists its product as uncharacterized. Gene Ontology annotation, molecular function: guanyl-nucleotide exchange factor activity. Lineage: Eukaryota; Metazoa; Chordata; Hyperoartia; Petromyzontiformes; Petromyzontidae. The record is from RefSeq and is a predicted model, not a curated record. Gene Ontology annotation, biological process: intracellular signal transduction.
AUGCCAAAAAGUAUUUUCGGGCAGCUCCACUUCUUCGCGCAGGACAAUCGCGGCGGUUGCGAGCAGGCGACGCUUGGCGCGAGCCUCCCACGCUCGGAGGCUGCUAUGGCCGCCGCCGCUGCCACGCAACUUCUUGUCGCAACUUGCGCGCGGCCCGGGGCUACGCACGGCGCGCUCAGCCUCACCGCGUCAGAAUCGCCGGCGGGCAACUCGACCGGGUCGGCGUGCGUCGAUGAGAUGGAGGGCCGAGUCAGGAUAUUUGACGUGCGCACGACGAGCGGAGGGCGAGCGCCGCGCGGGAAGCCAAAUGACCGUCGUUCCUGGGACGUCUCGCAACUCGGCACACCUUGUUUUCACUCGGAGCUGUUCAGCUGCCCCCAGACGAACAACGACACGGCACGGGUCGGCCUGUUGACGACAGCUCACGGCAUUCCGCCGGGGGGAAUCGCCCGGCUCCCCGGUAGCCCCGGAGAGGUUGAAACAGUUUGCGAGCCGCCCCUUGGAGCCACCCAACGGCACCACGACGGGACGGACGACGGGAUGGCUUCGUCGCCAAGGCCAGCGGAGCGAGUCCUGGUCCCGACGGAGCAGACGCCACUUGACAACGACGCCCCGCCACAGGAGCUGAGCGCAGGCGGCGUGGGUACGGGCACGAGCGGCGACCGGGAGCGCGGGACACGCGCCGGCUCGGGCGUUGCCGAGGCCCCGGAAGAACUCCGCUCGAGCGCGGCGCCCGCCGAAGCGAACGCGUUGGCGGGCGCCCCGCUUGAGCCGGAGAGACACACGGGCGGGCGAGCGAGGGAAUGCCUCGCCGCCGAGCCGGUAGGCGAUCGCAAAGCACUCUGGGAGGACGACGAGGGCGGCCGUUGGGUGAAUGCGGGCGGCCGCCCACCGAGAGCUGCGGGAACCGGCAGUGAAAGUGCAGAUGAUGACGAGGGAGCCGAUGAGCUGGCGGCGGUGGCAGUUGCUGCUGCAGGAGAUGCGGACGGUGAACGGCUCCGUGACGGCGUGUGCCGGGUCCCCGCUGGCGCUGAAGGAGUGACACUCUCACGCUCCACAUUUGCAGAUUCCGUCGGACGGUGUGCGGCCGACACGAACGGGAUGGGCGCGAGCUCUCCCCCGGGCCGCUCGGAAACUUCGUGUGCCGCCACACGUGCCUCCGAGCGUGCCUCCGCGCGUGCCGCCAUACGUGCCGGACGGACGAGUGACGGGGAGCGCACCGACCAAUCGCGUUCGCGUCGCAUCCGUUCCGCCCGCGCGGGACGCCGUGAGCCCUCGACACUGAGCAACGGCGACGCAGUCGGGGAAUUGACUUCUACAAGCCUCGGAGAUUGUUGCCCAAGUACAUUGCCAGCUUCGGGGAGCCAGCGAUUUCCCGCGGAUGACGCCCGCUACGGGCGGAGCGUGCCCCCCGAUGUUCCGUGGAAGGGCAGCGCUGAGGGUCGUGUUCGCGAAGACGCUCAAACAGGAGGAGCGGCGGGUGCCGGAGUUACUGGCGAAGAGGCCUGCCGCCCUGCUGAGCAUGAAACAGCGGCAGCUGCUCCUACCGGGAGCAGCACCAACAGCAGCGGCAGCGGCGGCGUGGCGCUGAGCGAUGGAGAGCUGCAGACCCUUCCUCCAGUCUGGGAUCGCAGUCGUUCCCGGAGGAGGGUGCAACGGAGGGGCCUCACGGUGCUGGUGGACGCUCGCUGGGCCCAGCCCUCCCCCGCCCUCUUCAGGGCCCUUGUCGGCCUUCAGGAGGCCGUGCCCGGUGCGCUCCACGCCGUGAUCGUCUUCGUGGAACGGGAGCCCGGAUUCCGCGUGGAGGAAGCCCUCAACGUGCACUACGAGGUGGUGACUUCGUUGCGGUCGCUGCACAAGCACGUGGAGUGCGGACAGCUUCCCCGCGAGCUCGCGGGAUCCUUCCCGUACAGCCACUCGGACUGGCUGCGCUUUCGCAGGAGGCUGGAGCCGUUUGUGCGCGAAUGUGAAGAGGCGACGCGGUUCCUGCACAGCUCCGUGGAGGCGCUCCGCUCCGCUCCAGCGCCACAGUCCGAGGAGGAGGCGGCGGCCGAGCGGGAGAGGCAGGGCCGCAUGAUGCGCGCGGCGCUGCAGGACGCGCGCCUCGUGGGCCUGCAGCUGGAGGGUGGCGCCACGCUGGCGCGUCUACGCAAGGAGAGCGCCGGCGCCACCGCCUCGUCCGACUGCAGAGACGCGGUGGAGAGAGCGACGCGGCUGUAUGGGCAGGCGGAGGAGCAGGUGCACAACCUCGUGAUGCUGUCCAACGCCUGCGCGCACCGCCUCGACCGCCUGCUGGCGUACUGGCCCUUGCAGAAGAGGGCCACGCAGGUGCAAAGCUGGCUGGAGCAAGAGGGAGAGCUCGGACUGCGGUGUACGGACGCUCUUCCGGACUCUCUGGCUUGCCUGCGCACCGCUCACCAGGAGUUCCAGAGCUUCUACGCCAGAGCCAAGGAGCGCUGCGACGACGCCGCCGACGUCCUGCGGGAGCUGGAGCCGUUUAGCGACGCGGAGCCCGGCCUGGAGCAGUGCGCCAGGACCGCGCGGGAGCUGCGGUCGCUCGCCGACGACUUCCGCCGGCGUCUGGAGAGCCGGCGGGCCCACGUCCAGCAGGCCGUGCGGCUCUACACCUUCCUGGACAGGGCGUACGCAUGGUCCUUGGAGCGGAUCCGCGGGCUGGCGAGGCUUCACUCUCUCCGCGACGCCGCCGCCGCCACCGCCGCGGAGAAGCACGUCGCAGCGGAGGCGGUGGUGAGGCGCUUGGAGGCGCUCUCCCGGCGCAGCCCCGACAUCCCGGCGGCCGAGUUUGCCGAGAUGGAGGAGGUGGCGCGGGGGUUGGCGCGCGACGCCGGCCACUCUGGCGCCCUGCGCCAGCUGCAGUUUGCCCGGGGCAAGUGUCGCGAGGCCGGCCAGGACUUCUCGCGCAAGCUGGAGGCGGCGCUCCGGACGGCCGCCGCGGGGGGCCACCGCCCGCGCGGCCGCGGGGAGAGCGUCGCGUCGCCGGCGGAGGGCGGUCGGGAGGCCGACGCGUUCGGCGGGGAUGCGUCGGACGGGUCGCCGGAGAGCUCGCGCGCGGACAAGCCCGCGGGGGCGCGCCGUGACUCCCGCCGGGAAGAACGCGAAUCGCUCGAGAGUUUGGUCUUCAAGGGGAUGGACUACUGGACGUCGGACCGCAUGGUGGGCGACCCGGCGGGGGAUGAUGCGGCAGACCCCGAGGCAGCGGACACGCCGAGCCCCGCGCCCAAGAGCGAGUCCCGGCAGCGAUGCUACAGCGUCAACGACAUGCGCGUCGACGAGCGCUCCGAGUUCAGGGGGCCGGCCGCGGAACGGCCGCCGCCGCCCCUCGCCGGCCACAGGGAGGGGCGGCUGCUGAGCGCGCCCGUCGGCGGGCCCGACCCGCGGGACGGCUCGGGCGACGCGCGCCCCGCCAGGAAGGCCGGCAGGGAAGCUCGCGGCGGCUUCGCUCUGGAGCACGCGCACUCGUUCCUCGCCAACUGCAAGGCGGUGCUGCUGCGCGACAAGCGCAGGCCCUUGCGGGCGGCGGACGACCGCGCCGACGGGCAGCCGGCCGCCGCCGCCGAUUGGCGCAGGAGCCUCAGCGCCCUCGAGUCGAUCGACGGGGACGUGGUCGCCCGUGGCGACGGUGCGGCGCGCUCGCCGCAGCGGAGUCCCGCCAGGUCGCCCUCGGCCCGCGGCGGCGGCGACGGCGCCGGCGGCAGCGGCUCACGAGCGCAGCAGCAGCAGCAGCAGCAGGCGCAGCAGCAGGCGCAGCAGCAGCAGCAACAGCAGCAACAGCAGCAACAGCAGCAGCAGCAGCAGCAGGGCGGCGCUCGGCCGCCCCUGCGGAGGCUCGUCAAGGUGCACAGCAUGGACGCCGGCAUCGGGCGCAGCAUGGAGGCGCUGGGCGGCAGCGGCGCCGCCGGCGGCCUGUACCAGCGCGAGCCCGUGCUGCGGCGCGGCAACACGGGGGUCUACAUCCGGGGGCUCGAGGUGGGCAGCACGGUGGCCGUGGAGACCGGCUUCCUGCCGCGGUCGACAUCGCACAGCGCCCUGCACUCGAGCCAGCAGCAACAACAGCAGCAGCAGCAGACAGGAAGUCAGCAGCUGUCGCCCACGCACCGCCGGCCUGCGCUCCUCCGCUCGGGCAGCCUGCCCGUGGCGCCCGUGCAGGGCCGCUUCUCCGAGACGGAGAGCCACAGCCGCGGGAGCAAGCUCCGGCACGUGGUGGCGGAGAUGAUCGACACGGAGCGCGAGUACGUGCGGGCGCUGGCCUUCGUGGUGGAGCACUACGUGCCGGAGCUCGACGGGCCGGGCACCACGACGCCGCCCCCGCCGGCGGAGCUGCGCGGCCGCCAGAACGCGCUGUUCGGGAACCUGCGCGGGAUCCUCCGCUUUCACGAGGGCUACUUCCAGCGCGAGCUCGAGCAGUGCGCCGUGCACCCGCUACGCGUGAGCCACUGCUUCCUGCGACACGCGAAGCAGUUUGAGAUGUACGCUCUCUACAGCAAGAACAAGCCACGCUCCGACGCCCUGCUCGCCAGCCACGGCAUCGCCUUCUUCCGGCGGAAACAGCUGGAGCUGGAGGACAAGAUGGACCUGGCCUCGUACCUCCUCAAGCCCAUCCAGCGCAUGAGCAAGUACGCGCUGCUGCUUCGCGACAUGAUCAAGGAGAGCGCGGGGGCAGAGUCGGCGGGCGUGGUUGUGGGGGGGGGGCCCUCCUCCCCCCCCCUCCCGGAUGCCCCCUCCCCCGCCGCCGCCGCCACCGGCGCCGCCUCCGAGCAGGACUUGGAGGAGCUGCGCGCCGCGCUGGAUCUCGUCAAGUUCCAGUUGCGGCACGGAAACGACCUCUUGGCCAUGGACGCCAUCCGCGAGUGUGACGUGAACCUCAAAGAGCAGGGCCAGUUGCUGCGUCAGGAGGAGUUUGUGGUGUGGCACGGCCGCAAGAAGAUGCAGCGCAGGGUGUUCCUCUUCCAAGAGCUGGUGCUCUUCAGCAAGACCAAGCGUGCCGAGGGAGUGCAGGAUGUCUACGCGUACAAGAGCUCCUUUAAGACGGCGGAGCUGGGGCUCACCGAGAGCGUGGGCGAGGAAGGGCUGCGCUUCGAGAUCUGGUUCCGCCGCCGGAAGUCGAGCGAGGCGUUCGUGCUGCAAGCGCCGACGCCCGAGCUCAAGCUGGCAUGGACGAGGGACGUGUCGCGCAUCCUGUGGCAGCAGGCGACGCGGAACCGCCAGGUGCGCAUGCAGGAACUGUCUUGCAUGGGCAUGGGGGGGAAACCCUACAUGGACAUCCGUCCCAGCGCCGCGGCCAUCAGCGACCGCGCCAUCGAAUUCUUCACCAGGGGCCGUGGGACGCGGUCGCGAGCCUCCAUCGCCGUGUCGUCCUUCGACCACUCGGGCCAGACCUCGCCGCACCGCUCCGCCUUCCUGUCGCCAGUGGGCGGCCAGGCGUUCGGCGGCCUCUACUCCUGCGUGGGUCCCGGCGGCGGCGGCGGCGCCGGCGGCGGCGGUCCCUUGCUCAGCCCCGGGCGGAUGGCGGCCGCCAACAGCGAGUUCCAGUCCUGCAUCCAGGAGGAGGAGGACGCGACGGAGCCGGACACGGGCAGCCAGCCGUCCGUGGCCACCGCCAGCACAGACUCGCUGUCGCAGUGCACGUCCAGCGGCAGCGGCGACAGCGGCUGCAGCUCGCGCUUCCCGUACGACGCCUCUGCCGAUGAGGUGGGCGCCCCCCCACCUCUCGCCCGAGCCCCUCUCGGCCCCUUCCCCGGGCGAGGGCUCCGCCCGGCCGGAGCGCCGCCAUCCCCGGCGUCGUCGGGCGACGAAUCGCAGGCCCUCGCCGCGGGCCGCGGGCCAAGCUGUCGGCCCAUGCAGGCGAGCGGCACCUCCGAAGGCGGCGCGCGUUACGGCCCCCGUGGCAAUCGGGCAGAGGGCACGCGCUGGCAGGCGGACGACGCUUCUCGGCGUAAUGGUGACAAGAAGGGAGGAGGCAGCUUCCCGUGCAGCCCAUCGACGCCCUUGUGACACCUGCCACCUUCCGCUCUCACGUUUCCACUGCGCUGGAGAGAUGAGGCGUCGGGGAGGGCAUGUGGACGGAGUGCCUGAAGACGUGUUUACACAUUUCCACCGUCCUUGUGCCAUCAGCGCCAUCAGCGCCCGCUGCAGUCGUCGUUCAUUCACGAAAGGGGGCAAUGGUGGGCGGGGGGCAAGGGGCAUUGUCGUUUCUUGGUUCUCACGCGAGCACUGCAUCGGCCACUAUCGUGCAAAGUGCAAUACGACAUUGUGGUACUUGCUCUAAAUUAAUUGCCACUUCACCAAAAAGGGUGGCUUUAAAUAUCCCGCAUUGUAGCAGAGGCAUUUAUUAGUUCAUCCAUUGCAGUAUGUGAGGUGUGUCACUUUUAUAUAAUUUUAAAGCACCCUUGUUCCUCGCAGUAACUGUCUUUAUAAUAUAUAUUUGACUCGUCUUGCGUUUAUUUAAAGAGUUUUAAGAUUCCCUUGAACGUUAGCACUUCACGUUUUGUCCGUCGCUCUGACGCAACUGCUGCCACCGCCACCACCUCCACCGCCGCCACCACCACCACCACCGCCACCGCCACCACCACCACCGCCACCGCCGCCGCCACCACCACCGCCGCCACCUCCGCCACCACCGCCACCGCCACCAACACCGCAGCCGCCACCACCGCCACCACCAACACCGCCGCCACCACCGCCGCCACCACCACCACCUCCACCACCACCGCCGCCACCACCACCACCUCCACCACCACCGCCGCCACCACCACCACCUCCACCACCACCACCGCCACCAACACCGCCGCCACCACCACCACCGCCACCAACACCGCCGCCACCACCACCGCAGCCGCCACCGCCGCCACCACCACCACCUCCACCACCACCACCGCCACCAACACCGCCGCCACCACCACCGCAGCCGCCACCACCGCCACCACCGCCACCAUGCACGCGCGUGUGUUGGCAAUAUGUUCAAAGCCAGUUAAUGGAAGGGGCAUUGUGACACUGUCACCACCACCACCACCCCCCCCCCCCCCUCUGUUAAAUCUGCUUUUGAAACAAGCGGCCAGUAACAUUGCAUGUAAAGUCGGUGGCUUGUGAUUAAGGGCUGGGGGUUAGGGGGUGAUUGAGCCACCAUUGACCGCCCACUUGUUACUCACUCCGUAGGCAUGCGCGUGGCACGUGUCGGGGUGGUGGUGGUGGUUGUGGUUUGAGAUGAAACGAUCGUCAAAUGGAAACGUUACCCACACAGCAUCUCGAAUUGACCCGCCCUUGAAGGAAGCCAUGUCCGUGUACAUAAAGUGGCCUGCCCGGCAGUGCCGGAUGAAGUUUAGUGCGGGGCCUGUAGCAUAUGAUGUUAUAACGGGGCCCAAAUUUACAACAACAAAAACACGUAAAUAUUAAAACACAAAUGCGUUACUUGAAUAGUAAUUGUAUAUUUGCAUUUGCUCUACGGCCAGAUAAUGCGACAAAUCGCUAACCUUGAACACCCAGUGGUCGUUCGUAAAAGUCGAAGGCGGUAUAGUACUAUAGUAAUAGAGCAAGUGCAGAAUCACCGAACCGGAAUUGAUAGCUUGAAAGCAUUUCGCGCGGGGCCCUUGAAAGUGCGGGGCCCGUAGCUACUACACGUGUAGUAGUAGCUACUACUACAUGUGUAGUAGUAGCUACUACUACACGUGUAGUAGUAGCUACUA